CUUUGGGAGUGGGGGGCGGGGGGUCCUGUUUCCAGCUCCCAAGGAGACUCUUGCUGUGAUUCUGAGCUAUUCACCCCAAGUGCGGAAAAUGACUCUCUUUCAUCCGCCUGUACUGAGCUUUGCCCAGGUCUCUGAGCGGAGAUGCGGAGAUGUGCAGGAUUAGGGUGAAGAAACCAAAGCCCAGAGAUCAGGCGAGGUGGCAAAGUCAUCUGCAGACACAGGACACGGCUCUUCAUGCUGUCUGACACUACUUCCCUUCACAUGACGAGGACCAAAUGGCCGAGCACUGGCAUUAGCAUUCCAUACCCCAAGAAGUCUGGCCAACUCCAGCCUUCCUCAAUCUACCUGAAGAGGACAGGAGCUCAGACAAGGCAAGAUCAACUUACAUUCAGAAAGUACCGAAAUUAAUCAAAUGCACUUAUAAGAACUUUGGAAAAUUGAAAAAUUGCUACUGGAAAGCCUGGCACCCCAGCUGGAGAUGGGAUUAUGUCAGAUAAGGACGUGAUACUGGGCAGGUCCAGAGGGAGCAUCAGAUGCCCCACCUCCCCACGCUCCAGGAGGUGGAGAAGCCCUGCUCUGGAGCUAGGAAGAUCCUCAGAGGCUGUGGAAUCCAACAGGAGCGGGCGGAGCAGUUUUUCAGGAGCGGGCACACCAACAACUGGGCCGUGCUGGUCUGCACUUCAAGAUUCUGGUUCAAUUAUCGCCAUGUGGCCAACACCCUCUCUGUUUAUAGAAGUGUCAAGAGACUCGGCAUUCCUGACAGCCACAUUGUUCUGAUGCUUGCUGAUGACAUGGCGUGCAACUCCAGAAACCCCAAGCCGGCAACCGUGUUUAGUCACAAAAACAUGGAACUGAACGUUUAUGGAGAUGAUGUGGAAGUUGAUUAUAGAAGCUAUGAGGUGACAGUGGAGAAUUUUUUGCGAGUGUUAACAGGGAGAGUCCCGCCUAGCACUCCUCGAUCCAAACGUCUUCUUUCUGAUGAUAGAAGCAAUAUUCUGAUUUAUAUGACGGGCCACGGUGGGAAUGGCUUCUUGAAAUUCCAGGACUCUGAAGAAAUCACCAAUGUUGAGCUCGCUGAUGCGUUUGAACAGAUGUGGCAGAAGAGACGCUACCACGAGAUGCUGUUUAUUAUCGACACUUGUCAAGGAGCGUCCAUGUACGAGCGCUUCUAUUCCCCCAACGUCAUGGCGCUCGCCAGUAGCCAAGUAGGAGAAGACUCCCUCUCGCAUCAGCCUGACCUCGCCAUUGGAGUCCACCUUAUGGACAGAUACACCUUUUACGUCCUGGAAUUUUUAGAAGAAAUCCAUCCGGCCAGCCAAGCCAACAUGAACGAUCUUUUUCAGGUGUGUCCCAAAAGCUUAUGUGUUUCGACUCCUGGACAUCGGACGGAUCUUUUUCAGAGAAAUCCUCAGAACGUGCUAAUAACGGACUUCUUUGGAAGUGUGAGGAAAGUGGAAAUUACCACGGACACUGUUUCCCUGAAACCGGAUUUGAGCUCCAUGGGGUACAGCGACCUCAAAUGCCAAAAGGAUGAGGAAGUAAUGGAGCCUCUUAAUUACGCGGAGCAGCUUCCAGUGGCUCAGAUCAUUCACCAGAAACCCAAGCAGAAGGACUGGCAUCCACCAGGAGGCUUCAUCCUGGGGCUGUGGGCACUCAUCCUCAUGGUGUUCUUCAAGACUUAUGGCAUCAAGCACAUGAAGUAUGUGUUUUAGAGGGAUGGCGGACUGCUGAAGAAGGUUACAGUGAGGAAGGCCGUUCUCAUGCACCUUAGAGAAAGGGGGAGGAGGGUCUAGGAGGAUCUCUGCACUCUGACUUGUGUGUUUCAUUGUAAAACAAUUCCCUGCUUGAAACACGGACUGCUGUUAAAGAAGUUUUCAUUUCCUGUGUUAAAGACGGUGUGAGUAAAUCAUGUUUUGGUUGAUAGUUUACAAUGGUAACUUUUCAGUGUGAAAUACUUUGGAUUUAUUAAUAAAUGUGAAAACUAACCUUCCUCCCUCA
Molecule: messenger RNA, 1998 nt
Organism: Dromiciops gliroides (monito del monte)
Lineage: Eukaryota; Metazoa; Chordata; Mammalia; Microbiotheria; Microbiotheriidae
Gene: PIGK
Product: phosphatidylinositol glycan anchor biosynthesis class K
Exons: 15
Coding region: 534-1712 (392 amino acids)
Biological process (GO): protein localization to cell surface; attachment of GPI anchor to protein; proteolysis
Cellular component (GO): GPI-anchor transamidase complex
Molecular function (GO): GPI-anchor transamidase activity
Source: RefSeq, a predicted model, not a curated record